AUAGAGGAAGUGUACUUUGCUCAGCAGGGAGGGGCUUGUGGCUUCCUUAGAAAGUGUGGACUUAAUAAUUGUUACAGUGCGAAGGCCACGUUCCUUUUAACUCUAACAAUUGCAAAUACAAUGUGAUUACAAUAACGAAGAACGUUCUUGAAUAACGAACAAAAUAGAGGGCUGUGUAAUUAGGCGGUUCACAUCAAAGCGGAACAAGAAAGGCGCUUUGCUCGUAUCCGUUCUCUCUCAGAGUGCAAUCGGUGAUACAAAGAAACCUCCACACUAGGGGUGUAACGAUACGCUCAGGUCACGAUAUGGCACCCCUGCUAUCAAAAGGCUCAUUUUAAGCACGUUACUCAACAAUCCUGUCCCCCGGCAACCAUGUCCAUGGCCCUAAAACAAGUCUUCAACAAGGACAGAACAUUCCGGCCCAAGCGCAAGUUUGAGCCUGGAACGCAACGCUUUGAGCUGCACAAGAAAGCACAGGCGUCUCUAAAUGCCGGUCUGGACCUGAAGCAGGCGGUGCAGCUGCCGCAUGGCGAAGACCUCAAUGAUUGGGUGGCCGUUCACGUGGUGGACUUCUUUAACCGCAUCAACCUCAUCUACGGCACCAUCAAUGACUCCUGCACAGACCAGACCUGCCCCGUUAUGUCCGGCGGGCCGAAGUACGAGUACCGCUGGCAGGACGAACAGAAGUACAAGAAGCCCACUGCUCUCCCAGCACCCAAAUACAUGAGCCUGCUAAUGGACUGGAUUGAAGUCCAGAUCAACAAUGAACAGAUCUUCCCCACUAAUGUUGGUACGCCAUUCCCUAAGACCUUCAUGCAGGUAGCAAAGAAGAUCUUGUCUCGUUUGUUCCGGGUAUUUGUCCACGUCUACAUCCACCACUUUGACUGCGUGAGCCAGAUGGGAGCAGAGGCCCACGUGAACACCUGUUACAAACAUUUCUAUUACUUUGUUACUGAAUUCAACCUCAUAGACCACAAAGAGCUGGAACCUCUGAAGGAGAUGACAUCACGGAUGUGCCACUGAAAAAGAAAGCGGACCUUUACAUUCCAGACUGAUCAGGACCACGCAAAUUGACGAAUUAAAAACAGACCAAACUUUCAAAGACUUUAUUUUUUAUACACUUUUAAAGUACUGUAAUAAUCUAUUUAGAGAGAGACAUGUACAUCUCUCUGUAUUCUCAUGUGUAGGCAUAUGGAGAGUAUUUUUUAUUAGAAAUCAGUAUUAUCAGAUAUUUUUGUUUUCCCAAAUUUGUUCUGAAUCAUUCCUUUUGUUCUCUUGUACUGUUAUAAUCUUUAACAUACAGAUUAUAUUUGACUAUUUAUGUUUGUGGUUGAGAUAUUAAACUCGCUUCCUCUUGUCUGUGUA
This is a messenger RNA of Megalobrama amblycephala (Wuchang bream), 1365 nucleotides long. It is a transcript of the gene mob3a, whose product is annotated as MOB kinase activator 3A. Gene Ontology annotation, biological process: signal transduction; positive regulation of protein phosphorylation. The coding region runs from base 373 to 1023 and encodes 216 amino acids. The record is from RefSeq and is a predicted model, not a curated record. The transcript is spliced from 5 exons. Gene Ontology annotation, molecular function: protein kinase activator activity. Lineage: Eukaryota; Metazoa; Chordata; Actinopteri; Cypriniformes; Xenocyprididae. Gene Ontology annotation, cellular component: nucleus; cytoplasm.